Molecule: messenger RNA, 376 nt
Organism: Teleopsis dalmanni
Lineage: Eukaryota; Metazoa; Arthropoda; Insecta; Diptera; Diopsidae
Product: potassium/sodium hyperpolarization-activated cyclic nucleotide-gated channel 3-like
Source: RefSeq, a predicted model, not a curated record
CAGCGACCUGGACAUGAAGGAGAACUUGUUACAUAACUCACAGAACAGCCUCGCCGAACCGGUCCAAACAAUCAGAGAAGGCUUGCCUCGACCACGAAGCGGCGAAUUUCGUGCUUUAUUUGAGGGUAACACUCCAUGACAGUAAAGAAAACAAGCAUCAAAGUAAUUUUACACAUAUAAAUAAUUUUAAUUUAUGUACAUUCAUUAUUUAAGAAAGAUAGGUAUGUACGAAUAUAAAAAAUUACAGCAGUUAACUUUAUAAUAAAAUCAUAUGAUGAAUUAGCAACUCAGCGAUAUAAAACGAUGCCACAUCGUAUGUAUUGAAUUUCUAUAUGUAUAUAUUUAUAUAAUUAUAUUUAUGAAAUAUAUAUAUAUC